Anarrhichthys ocellatus (wolf-eel) is the source of this 1876-nucleotide messenger RNA. RefSeq names its product cornichon family member 1 (gene cnih1). Gene Ontology annotation, biological process: vesicle-mediated transport. The record is from RefSeq and is a predicted model, not a curated record. The coding region runs from base 107 to 589 and encodes 160 amino acids. Lineage: Eukaryota; Metazoa; Chordata; Actinopteri; Perciformes; Anarhichadidae. The transcript has 6 exons.
ACUGACUGAAGAAGAAGACGAGCUGACAAAUCUCAAAUCGGUUGCGAAGCUGCCCGCAUCAUCUGCCAACCGAGCCAGGAACCGACGAGCAAAGCCCGAGAAAAAAAUGGCGUUCACAUUCGCGGCCUUUUGUUACAUGCUCGCUCUGCUGCUCACGGCGGCGCUUAUCUUCUUCGCUAUCUGGCAUAUAAUAGCAUUUGAUGAGCUGAAGACUGAUUACAAGAAUCCUAUAGAUCAGUGUAACACUUUAAAUCCGACAGUUGAAAAGGUCAAAAAGAUUAAAAGAGUCAAAAUUGCAAUAAAGCUGGUUCUCCCAGAAUAUCUCAUCCAUUUCUUCUUCUGUGUGAUGUUCUUCUGUGCGGCCGAGUGGCUCACCCUCUGUCUCAACUUGCCGCUGCUGGCUUAUCAUGUCUGGAGGUAUAUGAGCAGACCCGUGAUGAGCUGUCCAGGACUCUACGACCCGACAACCAUCAUGAACGCUGACAUCCUGGCGUUCUGUCAAAAAGAAGGCUGGUGCAAACUGGCUUUCUACCUCCUGUCCUUCUUCUACUAUCUCUAUGGGAUGAUUUAUGUUCUGGUGAGCUCUUAGACGGGACGAUGAAGGAAAAGUACCUGCAUGUACAGUAGACGACCAGACACUAUGAUGUUAGUGCUGGAGCACUGGACCUGCUGGAGACCACCGCUCAGCAACAAGACGCCAGUUCAAGCAGACAAACUCUCAACCCACACACGCGAGUGUCAUUUUGGAAACAUUUAACCCGUUUUAAGAGAAUAUCUCGGUCGCAGCGUUCCUCUCACAGCACUAUAGUUUAAAUUUGAUAGAAAACGAGGACAAACCUAAAUGGACGUCUGUUUUUUUUUUUUUUUUUCCCCCGUUUUAUUUCUAAUGGUGUGAUUCUGAUGUUGGAUUUAAAUAGUUCAUCUUGGCUCCCAACUUUUGAGUGAGAGUCUGAGCUGUGCUGCUGAACUUCAUUAGCUUCUCCUGUGAAUUAGACUCUGGGCUUUAACAGCUCAUGUAUCACUGCAGCGUGAUUCAUUAUCACUAAAACAAAUAGUUAAAUGCAAACUUCACUUCUGUUAUUGCUCACUGAUGCAUACGGUGGUAAAAACAACGUUUUGGGGACUUUACUGUUUUGUACAGUACGGGCUGGAGUGCGUUGCACAGGAACAAUCACAACCUGGUUGUCACGUCAGUUUCAGAACCAUCUGAUGUAUUCCUUCCAUACUUAUCCAUCGCAGCAUUUACAUGAUGUAAUCCCUGUUGAACUCAAUGGCAAUAUUUAAGUGUGAAUCCAGAGUAGCCAGCAACGUGUGACCUGUGUUUCUGUAGAACCGCCCUCGCAGCUUUCAAUAAACUAGAAGGUAGACUCAACAGUACAAUAAUAUAUAUAUAUUGGAGUGUUAGGAAGCAACAGUACUUAUUCUCCUUCUGGACUUUGGUGGGACACUGCGAGUAUGCCAUACUGUUGAAUGUACCUUUUGAAAUCUUUUAACACUGUCACUUGUGCAUUUUCUUCAUCUCACCACCAAAUAUUCCACAGCAUUAGGAAGUCCAGUGUUUAUUUAUUCAAUGUUUUUGAAUUUUACUUUUUGUUUCCAAGAUAUCAAAGCACUCCACGCAGCGUCACGUCAUCUCCGGUCAACAAAUCUGGAAAGUUUUUUUUUUUUUGUUUUUUUUUUUUUUUUAACUUCUCCGAAUCAAAAGGCCAUUAGACGAACAUUUUCAUAAAUACUAAGUAUUUAUUGCCAUUUUCAAAUGUGUACAUUUAUCAGGGAAAGCUAUGGUCAUUUGUCACAUAAGAUUUGUAUGCAUUAGAUCCCAUCAUGUCACAACUUGAGUUUAUUUGAAUCUAAAUAAAACUAUCCAACUCUAUUA